UGGGUUAUAAAAUGACCUUUUAAAGGACUCUUUCACAAGGGUCCUCUCUUCUCUUCAGAGAAACCUCCAAUAAACUCCUCCUCGAACUCCGUCAAAGCCAAAAGAAACCCAUUCCUCUGGAUAAGGACUUGAGGAGAAUCCCUUGUUUUUAGUUCGAUAGAAUUGUUUGGUGGGUAUUUCUUGGUUUUCUUUUGGAUGGAUGAGAAUUUGCUUGAUGAUAUCAUAAGGAGGCUGGUGGAGGCCAAGAACGGGAGGACCACCAAGCAAGUUCAGUUGACGGAGGCUGAGAUAAAGCAGCUUUGUGUUGCCUCCAAAGAGAUCUUUCUUAGUCAGCCUAAUCUUCUCGAGCUUGAAGCUCCUAUUAAGAUUUGUGGAGAUGUUCAUGGUCAAUUUUCAGAUCUUCUACGCUUGUUUGAGUAUGGUGGAUACCCUCCUGCAGCAAACUAUUUAUUCCUAGGUGACUAUGUUGAUCGUGGAAAGCAGAGCAUUGAGACAAUUUGUCUUCUCCUGGCAUACAAAAUCAAAUACAAAGAGAAUUUUUUUCUCCUUAGAGGCAACCAUGAAUGUGCGUCAAUCAACCGUAUAUAUGGGUUCUAUGAUGAGUGCAAGAGAAGGUUUAGUGUGCGUGUCUGGAAGAUAUUUACAGACUGCUUUAAUUGCCUGCCUGUUGCUGCUCUAAUCGAUGAGAAGAUCCUUUGCAUGCAUGGUGGAUUAUCUCCUGAUUUGAAAAACUUGGAUCAGAUCCGGAGCAUUGCUCGCCCUGUUGAUGUGCCAGAUCAGGGCCUUCUCUGUGAUCUUCUAUGGGCUGAUCCUGAUAAAGAUGUUGAAGGCUGGGGAGAGAAUGAUAGAGGUGUUUCAUAUACAUUUGGGGCUGAUAAGGUUUCUGAAUUCCUUCAGAAACAUGACCUUGAUCUUGUUUGCCGAGCUCACCAGGUUGUAGAAGAUGGUUAUGAGUUCUUUGCAAAGCGGCAACUGGUGACCAUAUUUUCUGCACCAAACUACUGUGGUGAAUUUGACAAUGCAGGCGCCAUGAUGAGUGUGGACGAUACUUUAACAUGUUCUUUUCAGAUCCUUAAAUCUUCAGAGAAGAAAGGAAAGUUUGGAUUCACCAACAAUGCAUUAAGACCCGGAACUCCACCUCACAAGGGUGGGAAGGGCUGAUUAAGAUUGCGUGCGUUGGUGUUCAUAAAGUCCAAAGUGCAUAACUAAGGGGUCGAUCUGUUCUCUACCUCAUGUCUACUCGGUGUUCUGUUGAAUCAAACUAUAUGCCUGCCUUGGCUUGAUCAUGUUUUAGUGCAAAGGGAGAAAUUGAAGGUGAAGUUAUUGGAAUGGCGUAAGAGAAGAGCUGAGGCACCCAGUUAUCAGUUGGAACUCGGGAUUUUGUUUUUCAUAUGUAAAAUGGAAUUCUGACUUCAGUAUGUUGAAUUUCAGUUGGUGUAGGUACACAAUUUUCAUUUCAUAUCAUAACUUUCACCAUCUGUUGCUUUGGUUGGGGUAGUUGUUCCAUCCUAACGAAUACAAAAACCAAAAAAAGAAAAAAGAAUUGUGAUGAACAA
Messenger RNA from Theobroma cacao (cacao), 1556 nucleotides. RefSeq names its product type one serine/threonine protein phosphatase 3 (gene TOPP3). Gene Ontology annotation, cellular component: nucleus; cytoplasm. NCBI's taxonomy places the organism in Eukaryota, Viridiplantae, Streptophyta, Magnoliopsida, Malvales, Malvaceae. The record is from RefSeq and is a predicted model, not a curated record. Gene Ontology annotation, molecular function: protein serine/threonine phosphatase activity.